This is a messenger RNA of Chaetomium fimeti, 2661 nucleotides long. RefSeq lists its product as uncharacterized. Bases 1 to 2661 code for a protein of 886 amino acids. Gene Ontology annotation, biological process: ribosomal small subunit export from nucleus; protein import into nucleus; mRNA export from nucleus. The transcript has 2 exons. The record is from RefSeq and is a predicted model, not a curated record. Lineage: Eukaryota; Fungi; Ascomycota; Sordariomycetes; Sordariales; Chaetomiaceae. Gene Ontology annotation, cellular component: nuclear pore. Gene Ontology annotation, molecular function: structural constituent of nuclear pore.
AUGCCUAGGAUCAAGAGCUUUGCGCCGAGCUGGCUCAACGAGCCAUCCCCAGGCCACAAGCUGUUUUCCCAAUCAGCCGAUGAUGCCAGGCUUUCUAUGACUUUGCCAUAUGGCAAAAAACCGAAACCGGGGCCACGGCGGACCAUAGCGCGGCGGGGCACCGAGGUCUUCGUCGCGGUCGGGAAGCAAAUACGAUGGGGAGACCUCGCCUACCUGAAGGAGUCGUGGGAAACAAAGCAUGCGCGUUCCAGCUCUGGGACUCGCAUCAAGCGGGAGAGCUCCGAGGACUCGUUCGACCACGAGAACGGGGUUGUCGGCCAUGAAACAGAAGGAUACCGGAUCAUCAAAACACCUGUCGCCGACGAUAUCCGCCAGCUUGUUAUGUCUCCGAAUCAAGAUCUCCUAGCAGUCUUGACAUCGCAUACUGUCCACAUCUGCAUCCUACCUGACUCGUCUCACCUCUAUGCGAAGGACACAGCACCGUUCAAGCCCAAGUUUUGGACCCUCGGGCCGACCACUCAUGUUACCUCGCGCCCCGCAGUUGUUUCGGCAUUAUGGCAUCCUCUGGGGGUCAACGGAACGGCGCUUGUCACGGUUACUGAAGAUGCCGUGGUGCGUGUUUGGGAAUUAUCCACCGCCGACCGCUGGACCUUCGACUCGGCGACUCUCGCGAUCGACUUGAAGAGGCUAGCGGACGGGACGUCUUUGGAUCAAGAUUUUACUGCCUCGGUGUCGACUACGAACAAGGGCUUUUCGCCCGAUGCAUUCGACAUGGAAGUCGCGGCUGCAUGCUUCCCCGCUAGGGGCUCCGGGGGCUGGUCGCCAAUGACAUUAUGGGUAGCCAUGGCGGGGGGCGAUGUGUACUCCCUAUGCCCACUUCUACCUCAACGCUGGGCUCCUCCUCCCACACUGAUCCCGUCGUUAUCGGUUUCUAUUGUGGCCAAGGUCGCGGCCACGGAAGACGACCCUGAAGCUUCCGCCGAAACGCGUCUUCUGGCUCAGCAACAGCUUGACUGGAUCUCCGACCUGGACAAUCAAGAGCCGAAAAUUGUGGAGGGCAGUCUUGGCGAAGUGGCAUCGGAGGUUUAUACGCGACCCACGCGACCCGGCACGGUUCCAAAACUCCAAGGUCCGUUCGACUUCGACCUGAACCCGGAGGACGAGCAGGACGAUGAGGUCGAGCUCAGGGACAUUUACGUCAUUGGAGAAAAGGCCCGCCUUGCCGACCUGAUGAUGGGCGAAGAAGAGGAUCUGGAGAUGGAUGAUGAUGAAGGGAACGGCUUGUCCUUGUCAGUCAUCUGUCUCCUCUCCACCAGCGGGCAGGUCAAGGUUUGCCUCGACGUGGAAGGGGUCGAAGCCCAAUGGCUUCCACCCAAGCCAAAACACAGAUCGAGGCAGUUUGCCGCCCCCGCCAGCACGCCAUCUCUCCUUACCUUCCAGACCUUCGAUACUCUCAAGCCCGUCGAGGUGGUACCUGAAAGCUGGCCCGUCUUUAGCGAGGACACCACUUCUCGUUAUUCAUUCUACAUCACGCACCCCGCGGGGAUCACGUUUGUUUCCCUGGCGCCGUGGGUGUUCCGACUCGAGAGUGAACUGCAGGGAGAUUCGGAGGCCGGUGCGGAAUUCCGCCUCGACCUCCUCGUCCAAGGGCAAGGAUCGGAACGGGAGCGCAUUUACACCCAGGGCCGCGGUCAAAACUCGCUAGCGGCAGCCACGGCCAUCCGGGACCCCGACCUUGGCCACUUUGUCCUGUCUGCCACUCACAACGACCCGGUCGCCCUCUUUUUCGAGACACCGGAGCGGGACAGCGUCCCCAGGGAGUCUCCGGCAGCGGCUCUUGAACAUGUGGAUUCGCCACAGCCGGAGAUCGGCUGGGAACCGCGCCCUCUUUUCUACGCAUCGGAAGCGCUGGACCGCAAGAGCGCAAUGCCGGCGUGGAUCGACCACCUAAAGACGGGCAGGAGGCGCCCAUUGUUCCAUCAGGAGGUGCGUCUUUCGAUGGCGACCCUCGAGGUUCUCACCGAAGGGCACAAGGUGCUUGCCAACGAGGUAGAUACGAUCAACGAUGCUGUCGCACAGCUCUUUAGGAAAUGCCAGACGCUUCAGGAGGAACUGAGGCUGCAAAUUGACAAGGCCAACGAGGCCAAGAAGAAGGUUGACCUAAUCACCGGCGAAGAUUCGGCAGACGACGAGCCGCCCAUCUCGCAAGACGACGUCACUCGGGACCGACUUCGUCAAGCUCGCGAGCGGCAAGAGGGAUUGGCAAACAGAAUGGAGAAGCUGAAGCGGCAACUGGGCAGGGCAACUAGCCGUGAGCUGAGCGACAAGGAGAAAGCGUGGGCAGAGGAAGUGCGGGCGCUUAGCGGCAGCAUCCUUGGUUCUGAGGCGGAUCAAACUUCGUCGACUCCUAAGGCUAAGCAGCCUUGGAAACGAUUCGAGGAAAUCCAAGCCCUCCGGGACACCUUAUUUGCACAGGCUGAACAGUUGCAGCGGGCUCGGGAGGGAACCGACAGCGACGCUCCCGCCUCGUCGUUGCCUGGCUUGCGAAUCCCCGCUGAGGUGCGCCGGCAAAAGAUGUCGCAGGUCAUUGGUCUGUUGGACCGGGAGUCUGCUCUCGUUGACGCAGUCAAGGCCCGUAUCGAGAGACUGAGUAUUGGAUAG